Salvia hispanica is the source of this 999-nucleotide messenger RNA. RefSeq names its product WEB family protein. The record is from RefSeq and is a predicted model, not a curated record. NCBI's taxonomy places the organism in Eukaryota, Viridiplantae, Streptophyta, Magnoliopsida, Lamiales, Lamiaceae.
CUCCUCAAAUUUCACAUCUCCCUCUCUCUCUUUUAACAUGGAAGACCGACACCAACCCGCCCUCGAUCCCGACGACCAAACCACCGCCCCCUUGGCCAACCACCGCUCGAGCGUGGACAGCUCCCGGCCAUUCCGGUCGGUCAAGGAGGCGGUGGCUAUAUUCGGGGAGCGGUUCUUGGUUGGGGAAAUCUACUCCCCCAAGACCUUCGCAUUUCCCAAGAAGGAGACCCCAUUCUUCUCACCGGAGCACGAUCGGAAACCGGCGCCUCCCAGCGAGGAGGCGGCGGCGGCGCUGGCGGACAGCGUGAAGAAGCUGGAGACGGAGCUGGAGGAGACGAAGGCGGAGCUGAAGCUGCUCAAGGACAGGGAGUCAGAGACGGAGGUGGCCCUGGCCUCCUUGAACGCCGAGCUCCACCGCAACAUGUCCAAGAUGGCCAGGGCGGAGGCGGCCGCGGCAGCCCAGGCCACGGUGGGGCGGGGGCCUUCGCCGAGCUUGGCGCAGGUGCUGAGCGUGGAGGAGGAGAAGAUAAAUAUGUUGCUUGGGGGGAAGAAGAAGGAGAGGAGAGAGGCGGUGAAGAAGAAGAAGCCUAUUAUACCGCUUGUCGGAGACUUGUUUUCGAGAAAAAAGAAGUCGUCGUCGUCGGCAACUUUGCAUAAUCCUCUCUAUGCGUCUUCUCACCUUCUAUGAGUAAUGGCUUCUGAUUUCUGGUAGAUUAUAUUUUAAUGUAUUAUUUUGAAUUAUGUGAAGGCAAAAAAAAAAAAAAAAUAUAGAGUGGAUGAUGAGAUGAUUUUUAUGGUGUGUGAUCAAAAUUAAAGGAGUGGGAGCUUGUUUGUGUAUAAUUUUAAUAGACUAAUGUAAUUUUGAAUGGUAUGACUUCUUUGAAGGCAAUUCUGGUGGUACGGCCGCACUUCGUAAUUGUAUUAUGUAAUUUAAUUAAUUAACAUUUAUAAUUGUAUUAAGUAUCAACAUUUAUUGCAAAUUAGUGAUGAGUUGAUAGA